GUUUCUUUUUGGAGCAGUUUCGCAUUUCGCGCCAGCCAGUUUCGCCCGUCAAGCGUUCUGGCGAGUAGUGCGCUGAGUGCGCCGAACAAAAAAAGGAAACCUGAAAAAGCUGCAGCAGCAGCAUAUUAGCGAGAUUCUUUUUGUUAUUUCUACGCCUAGAGCCAUCGUGUGCCCCCCACCACCUUGAGUUCUGAAGACUUCAUCGUUCCCCACUUCUUUUUCUUGCAAACCUCCGUCCUCUGGAUUAUUCAGGAUGGUGAUCAAAGUGUACGUCUCCGGCAUUUCAGCGAGCAAAGAGGUCAAGAAGAAGCAGCAGAGGGCACUCAUGAUCCUUCAGUCCAUCAAGGUCCCGUUCAAGUCCAUCGACAUCACGGAGCCAGGCCAGGAAGAAGCGAGGGACUUCAUGAGGGAGCACUGCAAGAAGACAGAUGCCGGGGGUUGCACACCCCCACCCCACUUCUUCAGCGGCAACGACUAUUUAGGGGACUACGACGACUUCGACCAAGCAACGGAGGAAGACAAGCUGAUCACCUUUUUGAAGUUGGAUCCCGCGGAAUACAAUCUCAAUGGAUCUAACGUCGUGCCAGAGGGUCUCGAGCCCAUCGCAGCAACAGGCGACAAAGGUGAGGACGCAGUGCCUAGCGUUGUUAACGAUGCCGAAGCGACAGACGACACGGUAGAGACGAAGGACGCGGAAGGAACGGGCGAGGGAGACGAAGCUCGGGAAGACGAAGAGAAGAUGGAAAGCGAGAAGGAAGAAGCGGACGAAAAGGAGAAGGAAGACGUAAAAGAAGACGAAGCUGAGGAAGAGAAGAAAGAUGAAAAAGGAGACGAGGAAAUGGACGGAGAGGAAGCCGCCAAGCAGGCCAGCGACGAAGAGGCCGUCAAAGAAGGCAGCGACGAAGAGGUUGUCAAAGAAGCCGACGACGACGAAGAAACGGGGCGAAAAGAAGCAGCCGAAGACGAGGAAGAUAAAGAAGAGUGACCCAUGCUCACGUCUGAGGAGGACGCUUGGCAAAUUUAGUAUCGGACUGGACGAGUUGCAUUCACAGAAGCAGAGCAAAUGAGAGUGGUCGCCUAUGGGUCCACUCUCAUUUGCUCUUCUGGAGAAUCUUUCAUGCUUUAAAGGGCAAAGGGGCUGCAAGUCGUUUGCGUGUGACCUGCAGUUGGACAGUGUGUGUGUUUGGUUCUUUGCCAUUGAGUUUGAUUUGUUAUCAAAGUGAGCCGCGCUGUUUAAAGGGCUCCUCUUUUGCCUGGCUAUGCAUUAUAUUCGCGAUCUAAGUGCUGCCCAGUGGACGGCACCCCUAACACAUUUGAUUGGUAGUCACUUGCAUUUUGCUCAUUCACCUAGGGACAAACGUUGGAACUAUUGGCACAUUGAUCUGUGUGACGUAAACUUGCGCGUUAACUUCCGGUGCUCAUUGCUAGUCUGAGCAAAGUGCAAGUGACCAGCAAUUAAAUGUCUAUCAAUGACAUCAUGCUUUUUCUUUUUUUUUGGGGGGGGGGGGGGAUGUUGUUGUGCGUCACCUUUUAACCAGUAGCACCUACUUCACUGGCCCCCAUUUUAUUGACAUCUCAAUUCAUAGAAAACACGCCUGAACAAUUUCACGUUGAACAGUUUGUCGCUAGGACGUUUGUAAGCAACAAUAUCGGCAGAUUAUUGGAGGGACAUUUAUCCAGUGUCCACAAAUCAUUGAUAUUCAAGAAGGAAGGUCUCAGCACUGCACUUUGUAGAGUCUCUGGGACGGGAUGCGUUUCCCCAAAUGGUGGCCAUAAAGUGGAUAACGAGGGGGUCCAAACACAAGAGAGAUCAAAACCUUUCCUUGUAAUGGGCAAAGAUGCGACAGACUUGCACAGGACAUAAUGAUGAAUAUCAAUUACUUUUGUACUAGCUACGGUAUAAAUUCCACGAGACAAAUCUCAAGGGGAACUACAAACCCAAGAUGUGCUGACAACAGCAAUUCCGUUUUGUUCUGGGACUGGUCUCCGAGUUCUGAAGGACACUCCCAGUACUGCCCGUUUCAAUGCACUUGCAGUUUGAAUUCCCACACUUUGGGCAAGGUUAUGUCGGGUAAAAUAAUUAUGUAUUAACAAGCAUGUUUUGCGUGUUUGAGUAAUCGGUUUGGGGAGUAUAGUUGCAACAAAAAUGUUGGAGUAGUGAGAUUUUAACAUGUUUUCAAUGAAAUGGCUGGCCCAUGAACAGUGUUAAUGAAAUAAUUAUCAGCACCACUGGAUAUUCCCUUUUCACUCGCAUUUUACUCAGCAUGUUAGCAAUGAGCACCGCAAGUCUAUCGCGCAAGUUUUCCUCUCUGCACACAGUGUGCUCCAGUAGUUCCAAUGAUUGUCUCAAAGCCAUGCAAGUAAAAUGUGAAUGCCCAGUGGUUAUGUAUUUAGUCACACUACCGGCGUUGCAGUGUUCAUGCCGAACCAGUUGUGAAGUUGCUACUGGAGAAGGUGAUGCCAGCAAAGAUAGGAGUGGGAAUGUUACUGAUAAUGGCAGAAAGCACUUCUGGGCACCGGAGAGUGGUUGCCUUGCCUUUUCUACUCUGAAACUUAUAAAUACAUACCCUAAUGUUACUGCAUCUUUAUAGAAGAGUAUUUUUCUCUUUAAAGCUUAGCAGAUAAUACUAUCACAAAUCUAAAUUGGUGCCUCUAGUGGUGAUGACCCUUACAGUGCAACAUUACCGAGUUAGGUUUGGCAGCUUUCAAUAUGUUUAGUUAUUCUCCAACCUUAGUAUGUAUACUUUUUUUUUUAACCAGCAUGUUGAAGCAAAUUAUCAGAACAGCAGUGCCAGAAUACCAGUACAAUACGACAACCAGAAAUGGCAUUAUGCUAAGUUUAUAUCCACGUUUGAAGAUGUGUUAAAGCUUAAUUUUCUUUCCUGUCUUCAGAGGAUGUUUCCCUUUGCAUAGCUAAAAUUGUUUUCAAUAAAAUUUGUGUGCCGAAAUAAUCUUCCUCAUUAGCAGUUUUUGGAGUUUAAAAAAUGGAGUUGCAGUUAUCCGUUCUAACCCAGUUUGAUUUUGCCUUCUUUUGCAGCAUGAUGCUUGUGCACCCAUCCAAGGCUUGCUUGAUUACCACUGCCUGAGAUUGUUCCGUCGUCACAUCUGCCAUGUUGUUUGUGUGCGUGUUGCAAGAAAUUCUUUUAUAUUUCGAGGAAUGCCUUGUGUCAUAAAUACAUGACUUGUUGCUUACUAACCUCUAAAAAAAUGCAUCCUAUACAUUUCCUCCUGGAAAAGUUUCUCACAACUUGUUUUUUUUUUGUUUCCCUGUGAAUAACAAGCACGUAAGGGCACCUUGAUAGUGUAAUGUAUUGACUAUAAAGUUUUAGGCAAGGCAUGAAUGCAUUCUGACUGCUCAAUGUGUUUUGGCGUAGAUUCUGAACCGUCUACAUGCUUUACAGGUGCGACAUGCUGCAAGUAAGCAAUAGAUUGUUGUUGACAGGUGGAUCCAGAAUUUUUUACGAUGGGGCAGAGAGUAAGCAUACAAGUCCGUGGAAGUGUGCUUCUAUUGCCAAGAAUGCAUUUUCAUUGGAGUCACCAUGACUUUUAUUUUCUUUACCAGCUUGUAAGAAUAUUUUACAAAUUUUUUUUUUUUAACCCUACUUUUGCUGGAUUUUAUUAAAUUGCAGUGCUUGAAACAUUGGGGGAGAGGGGGGGGGGGGGGGGGCACAUUUGACUUGAUUUUUUUAAAACUACCCUAAUUCUCAAUAAAUCCACCAAAUUUUCCUGCUAACAGUUUAGCAGGAAAGUUUGGUGGAUUUAGGUUUUAUUGAAAACUUCCAGCUUUGUUCAGCACACGGCAUGGUAAACAGCUUACUGUUUGCCUUGAGUAGGUACGUCUCUGUCACAUCCUGUCAAUUGUGUACAGCUUCACGUAAGGUUUCUGGAAGCACUGUGUUCGCUAGUUGGUUGUGCCUUGCCCUUGCUUUAUUUAUUUCUUUGUUAAUCUAUUUGACUGAUGUAUUUGCCGACACUUGUUUCACCCUAGCAGCCAUUGAUGAUCAGAAAUUGUUGAGCUUUCAGAGUGUGUGAUUAUACAUUGUUUGGCAGGAUUGUCCAUAUGCUAUUUACAGUAUGUUAAUGUGCACAUUCAUGCACAGUUGCAGAUUUGAAAAAAGUUUGCCUGUUUCUCUUUUUGCUCCUUCUGUGGUGGUGGAAACUGCGCGCUGACCUGUGUGAUUGUUUACACGGUUUCCAAGAUGAAAUCUUAACAGUGCAAAAUAAACUUUUUUUGGUUGUAAAAAA
Messenger RNA from Ixodes scapularis (black-legged tick), 4245 nucleotides. RefSeq names its product SH3 domain-binding glutamic acid-rich protein homolog. The transcript is spliced from 4 exons. Gene Ontology annotation, cellular component: cytoplasm. Lineage: Eukaryota; Metazoa; Arthropoda; Arachnida; Ixodida; Ixodidae. The record is from RefSeq and is a predicted model, not a curated record. The coding region runs from base 254 to 985 and encodes 243 amino acids.